AUGUUCAGCCUGGACGCGCCGCUCGCGCCGGCCAUUGACGCGUUCGUGGACCCUGAGAACGACGAGGCGAUGCAGAAGACGGGACUGAACACGGUCGUGAUGCAGGUGCACCGUCAAGUCGCCAUCGAAACGCUCAUUCAAGCGCUCGGCGUCUACUUGACCAAUGACGACGACAAGAAGCGCUUUCGAGCCACGUUGUUACUGGCGGAAGUGCUCACGCGUCUCCCUGAGCUACAGCCAUCACCCAGCGCCGUGGAACUUCUCAUCACGUUCUUUUUAGAUCGUUUGGCCGACUUUUCGAGUGCUCCAGCCUGUCUUCGGGCGCUGCUGGCGCUUCAGACUCACCACAAAGCUCAAGUCUCGUCGCCACGCACUACUGUGGACCUGGUCUUAAAGCUCGGCAGCACGCUGCACAUCCCUCAAUUGGGACAAGCUAUGCGAAAAUUGUGCUUUGAGUUGAUCCAGCUCGCGCUGGCUCAAGAGACGGUCGUGCAGCUGCUGCUGGACUCAGUGUCAAGUACUAACAAUGGAGAUGAGGGUGAUGCUGGUAGUGCUAAAGAUGCGGCUACUGGAGAUGGUGCAGAUGAGUGUGAACAUGAUCUCGGGCGACAGUUUGCGCAGACUUUUCUGAGUGCAAUGGAAGGAGAAAAAGAUCCGCGGAACUUGCUGCUGUGCAUGCAGGUGGCCCGUACGCUUUUGUCCAGGUUGGAGCUGGUGUUCUCAUGCAGCGCUUCUUUACUGCAGCAGUAUUUCGACAUUGUGUCGUGCUACUUCCCCAUCAUUUUCACACCGCCACCAAAUGAUCCAUACGGCAUUUCGUCGGAAACGCUUAUUUUAUCGUUGCGACACGCGUUUGCGGCAUCGAACUUGCUCGUUCCGCUCGUGCUGCCGUUUUUGCUGAAGAAGCUUGCAUCGACAGUGGUAGAGGCAAAGCUGGAUGCUUUGCAAACGCUGGUCUAUUGUGGAGAGAAAUAUUCUGUGAAUGCAAUGCUGCUGCAAAUGCAUGAAGUGGCCUCUGCGCUGUAUAAUGAAGUGCUGGACGGGGAAAAACAGGAGGUUAUUGUCGAAGCUCGUCGUGCGAUUUCGCGGUUUUCUGGAGUCGUUGCACGUGCUAAGUCGCACGACACGCCGGGCGCGGCUUAUGCAUGGAAUAAGUUCGUGGUGGACAUGACAGCGCGGGCUGCGGAUCAACUUCGUGAGAAUGCUGCCGACUCGAUGGUGAGCGUAUCGGCUGGUCAGGUAUUGGCGGCGCUGGGACAUGAUUCAGCGAUAAGUUUUGCGCAUGUUCUUGGCGUUGCUGUACCGCUGCUGGUAGAGCAGCUUCAUAACGAGAGCUCGGGAAGUGGGAGCAUUCCGUCAAAAUUUGAAGCUGUGCUGGCGCGUAUUCUGCUUCUGGUGAACAUGAUUGAUCGAGAGAUUGAUCAAAGUGGCCAAGCGCAACCCAUGCGUCCACAUGCACCUGCUCUGAUCGACGCGCUGGUUUCUUUCCUCAGCAUCGAACAGAAUUCUCUGCUUGACACCUGUAGCAGCCCGAACGCACGCUACAUAGCAGUGGAAGGGCUGUGUCAUCUCCUUACUUUCCCGCCGUCACCUAUCGUGGCGCCCACGCAGGUCAAGGCACUCAUCAAUUUGUUCACUCGUAUGUUGCUUCUUGAUCCUGCAAUGGAAGUGCGAGAUGCUUGUUUGCAAAGCUUAAAGGAGAUCUCUACCGUGUCAGUGUCGUCGGUGCACACGGUCGGUAGUGCUGAGAGUCCCGUCUCUUGUGGCUACGCCCUAUUUGUGGUAGAUAUCUCGCUGGCAAGGCUCAUGGCUGCGAUUAGCCAUGGUGAUGACCACGAAGAUGACCAUGAAGAAGAAGGCGCCGGAGUAUCUGCGGUUCUGACUGCUUCGAACCGCACAUUUGAUUCGUUCUUCGAAGAGGUGUUGCUAGCCAUCACCGAGCUUUGCCACGAAUCAUGUAUUUUUCAGGCGACCAUCUUUCUCCUCAUUGAUCUGUGUGUGGAGAAGAUUGACGACAAAGAGGGUGGCAUUAGAUUCCGCGAAGUGGACGGCGACAUUGCCCGCCAGCGUCGCGUGGACUGUCUCCUCGAUGCGGUGGCCAAGAUCGUAGAGAUCAACGCUGCCGACCAGACCAGCAUGGAAUUCUGUGCUCAAGCAUCGUUGACGAACUCCGUCAUUUUCAGGCUGCUCACGGCAGUGGAGACAUCUGCAGCUUAUGCGACCAGUUUUGCGGAAUGUGGUCUUGUGGAUGAUGCAAAGCUUGGUGCAUGUAUUCGAAUAUUCCGUGCCGUGAUGCAGAAUGUAUCGGUGACCACCCAACAAUGCCUGGUCGACGCUGUGGUGCCCGCAUUCUUGCGCACGCAUUCCUCCAAGCCUGCUAGUGUGCAGCUUGUUCCGCUUUUUUCUGCAGUUAUUAACUCCACGGCUCGUGAGGUGGCACUGCCUGAUACAUCGUUGGUUAUCAACAGACUACUCGAGCUAGCACGGUCUGGUGGUGCUGCUGCGACACCAGAGACUGUGCCCUACCGGCUCCAGAGUGUGUACACUAAAGCUGCACAGUCAGCGGCCAAAUCUUUGGCCUCAAUUGUGAACAAGAUGCCGGACGGUACUGAGCUUGAUGCUCUGAUUGACUCGCUGCUUUCCCAGAAGCUUGCAGUCGUGAUUAGUGAUUCCACUGAGACUUUCGGUGUGCGGGCGGCAGCGCUGAAAAUCUACGUCUGGGUCGCGAAGGCAUUAGUUAUUCGAGGCCACAAGGUGCAUGCGCCAGUGUGCUUGCGCUUCCUUUGCAAUUUCCUUACACUGGGGAACCAACACGAUCAUGGUGACGUGAAUAUGGACCAAGAAGGGAACGGACUGGAGUUUUCUGCCAUGCGAAUGGAAGUUGCCAAGUCCUUCAAACUGCUAGUGUCGGAGCACCCGGAUGUGCUGAAUCGCAAGUGUGGGGCUCACAUUACGUUCCUUUACAAGCAACGUAUGUUUGAUCUGGUGCUCCCGCUGCUGUUCCCGUUCAUUCGUGCCCACGCGGACAAGGAGAUCGGCGUGCCAGCUCUUGUAGCAUUCGCGCAAGUGAUCGCGCAUUCGCCCAAGGCAGUUUACUCGUCUCAUUUGGCCCAAAUCUUCCCGCUCAUUGUGCAAGCUCUCAACACAGACGACCGUGAGCUAGGUAGCGCCGCUAUCCAGACAUUCAAGCCGCUGCUUCUGGAUUCUGUCGAGAGCUCUAAGCCGUUUCUUAAAGACGUGUUUCCAGGACUGCUGAAGCAAGCGCAGUUGGGAUCUGGUGCUAAAGAUCGGUAUGCUGCGCUAGAGUGUCUUGUGAAGUUGGCUACGAUCCCUUACGAGCUCGUGCACCCGUACAAGGACACUGUGCUGCGAAAACUCGUCCCAGUACUGGAUGAUCGGAAGCGUCUCGUGCGUCACAUGGCCGUUCGCGUGCGCAACAAAUGGAGCAUCUUGUAG
Messenger RNA from Peronospora matthiolae, 3456 nucleotides. Lineage: Eukaryota; Oomycota; Peronosporomycetes; Peronosporales; Peronosporaceae. The record is from the annotation of a GenBank genome assembly.